GAGAGAGAGGAGGGGGAACAGACAGGACCAGACAGACGUCCGUUUAGCAGUUUAGUCGCCGGUCACUCGGCUGAAAACACGGAACCGUUCAACCAGAUUUCCCCCACUAAAGCGGACGGAACCGGACAUUUCCAACAGCGUUUACCGGCCGUACCGAGCACUCACCGGCGGUGGUACGGCCGACCGAAGGGUAGAUAGAUAACUAGAUAGAUUCCGGGAGGAAGAGGAGGAGAAACCGGAGAGGAGGAGGAGGAGAGAACCGAGGACAGGAGGAGGACUGACGGACGGAGGAAAAGAGGGAAGGAGAGGAGGCUGGAGAGAAAAAGGAGAGGAAUUUUUUUUUUUUUUUUUUAUGAAAGGGGAGAGAGAGUUUCUUUCUUUCUUUUCUUUUCCUUUUUUUUUUUUUUAGUCUCUUCUCCUUUUUUCCGGUCGCUUUCUCUUCUCCAGCUCUUCCUCUUCUGGAGUAUUUAUGUCUGAUUUUAGGAGCCCGUAAAUGUUGAACUUGAUGGGUGUUUUAAACGCCACCGCCGCCAAUGUCUCCUGUACUUGUAACUGCAAGCGCUACACCUCCCUCCAGAGCAUGGAAAUCACCCAGCUGGAGUUCGUCCAGAUCCUGGUGAUCGUCGUGGUGAUGAUGGUGAUGGUGGUGGUCAUCACCUGUCUGCUGAACCACUACCGCCUAUCAGCACGCUCCCUCCUCUCCAGACACGCCCCCGCACGCAGGAGACACCUGCCACUGGCCAACGAGGGAAGUCUGUGGUCUUCUGAGAGUACUGGGACAAACAGUGGUCUACAUGAGCACCAGGUGUACAACCCACGCCCUCCAGACAGAGGAGUCCCCUCAUCCUACCUACAGCGGGAGCCUCAGCAAGCCCAGUCCCAGUCCCAGCCUCCCCUCCAGUCCCAGCGCUUCCAGCACACAUACGCCCCGAGUCGUUUCCAGCCGACGUAUCCCUACCUGCCCCAGAGCCUCAUCGAUCUCCCCCCCACCAUCUGCCUCUCAGACGGGGAGGAGCCUCCGCCGUACCAGGGCCCCUGCACCCUGCAGCUUCGGGACCCGGAGCAACAGAUGGAGCUGAACCGCGAGUCGGUCAGAGCGCCGCCGAACCGGACAGUGUUCGACUCGCACCCCCUCGACUCAUCCAGCUCCUGUCUGCAGGCCAGUUUGCAGGCCCCUCCUCCAAGUGUCCACCCAGGCAUCAGCGUGUUAGAGGCCCAGGAGGCCUUGUCCCGGCAGCAGAAGCAGGGCUCUCGAGUAGAAGGAGCUCCCCCGACCUACAGCGAGGUGAUUGGGCACUACUACCACCCGACGUCCCUGACCCCCAACCACAACCAUCGGACUGUGUCGUCCUCACAAGCGCCCCCGUCCUCGUUCAUACACGGUCUGCUCCGACCUCCGCCUCAGCAGCAAGGAAGUGUGGACAACAGGAAUGCAAGGAACACGAAGGAGAAAUCCCAGAAGCCCCAGCAGGUGUGACAGUACUGCUUCCUUAUUCCUAGCCUGCAGGAAACCCAGGAUUAUGUCUGCUCACCACUUGGGAAAUGGUCAGUAGCAAAAACGAGGAACAACCUGGUUUAUGGUAACAUCCACUCUGAAUGGUUUAAGAGCUGGUUCACGUUAGCUGUAGUUGUAGCUGACAUGUGGUCAGUUUCCCCACUGCAUGGAUUGGGCUAGGAUUGGGAAGCAGCACACACCGGCUUCUCGUUUAGGUAAGAACACCUGGAAAUCGUAUCACUCUUGCAGAGCACAGUUGCAGGAGAAAAUCGGGUACUUCCUGUUCCGCAGCUUCUCACUUCCUGUCUGAGGACCACUUCAGAUGAACCGAUGAUGAUGUCAGAAGAAGAAAGGCAGAAGGUGCAAAGGGAAGGAUGGAGACAGAAGCCUCCUUCUUCCCUUUAACAACUCCACUUCAUGCCUCCUCUUUCAGACUCAUCUAACUAUUCUUCAUUAUAAAUAUUUACUUGUUCUGUUUGUUUCUAUAGAACUUUUUUGUUAGUUUGUUCGUUUUUCGCGCUUACGAAAAAAAAAAAAAUCCUAUCCAGGCAAAUGGCGAAAUGUUGCAAUCUUCUUGGUUCUUCCAGGUUUUUGGUUUUCCAGUGAUAAUCGCCCUCGCUGCUUUGACUAGUUCUGUUUCACGUUCACGACUGCACAGUCCACCGCCGGCAGUGACUCCUGCACCAGGCUGUAGCUGUAUCACUGGGACACGUUAGCACAUUAGAAUAUUUCCAGAAAGAGUUUAGAUCUAGAUAGUGUUAUCUUAAACUAGCUUACCAGUCGUAGCACAGUGCUAAAAGUUCUUGAGCUAAACGUUCUGCCUUAUAUCGACCAAUCGAUGCAGGAGUUGUCGCUAAAAUCCUUUUUUAGUUUUGUUUUUUAUUUUAUUUAAUGUUUUCUAGAGAAGGUUUGCACAAAGUUCAAGACUGUUCACCACAGAAAAAGAAAGAAAUCCGCAAUAUGAUUGAUGAGAGAGAAAACAGAAAGUAGGGGUAUUUUUCUAAACUUGAUAGAUUCUUAUGAGUAAAGAUUUUUUUUUUCUGUUUUAUAUGUUGUCUAGUUUUAGAAAAAAGAAACAAACAUCAGUAAUCUGUUGGGGUGCCAACUUUCACAUUGAACAUUUUGCUACAUACAUGUUGGCAUGUAUAUACGUUACAGAUUGAGUAUAUAUACACACAUGUAUACAAACCGAGAGCGAACUUAAAAAGCACGAAUUUAGAGUUAUUUAUAUAAUUGCUGAAAAGAAUUGCACUAUUUUUUAGGAUGCGCAGAUGGAACGUGAGAGAGAGACUAUUAUUGUGAAGGGGCUCUGUCUAUUGAGGCGUGAACAGAUCGAGAGAGACCUGGACUUACCAGAGGGUUGGACCAGCUCAGUGCACAGCAUCCGGUAUCACGAAAACAUAUCAAGGGGGGAUUCUGACUUUGGUUCAGCGGACUCGGAUCAACUUUUACUGUACCAUUGAUUAAAAAAUAUAAAUCCCUUGUUUAUGCAAACGUCCGAGUCCUGUGAGCCAACCACAAGUCAGCAUUCAACCUGUGGGCCCAAUCAGAAACUCUGCUCGUAGCUCUCUCUCUUUCAUCCUUAUUGGCCGAAUCGUUAGCCAAUCCCAAAGCUGGCUGUCACUACCUCGACCAAACAAGUCAAGCACAUACGAGUUUGCUCACGUUAAUCAGAAUUUGCCACAUCGACAAAUGUCUGAACUAAUCAAGACAAUGUGUAAUGUAACAGUAGAACAUAGUAGAAUAGGAUGUAGUAGAGUUCCUUUUUAAUCCUCCUGUCCUUUUAUUUGAAUGUCAGAAUUUAUGUUUGUUGGGUGAAAAGAGAGAGAAUCCAUGCAGAUCCAAUGACACCUAACGUCCCCUUUGUAGUACACUACUCAGGACGGAAGCCAGGUCGCCUUACAGCCCCCUAAAUGAGCGAUACAAUGACUGUGCACUGCUGUGGCCACACACACCGACACAUACAUGUGCACAUUGGUGCAGACAGACGGGCAGGAAAACGGUCGCCUGACAACAACGAACUGGAGGUGUGUUUGUCACACAUCUCCAGUUCAUCACACACACACACACACACAGUUCCCUCUGGUAAGUCUCUUCUCUCUUGCAGGCAUCUCUGAGCACUUUACUGCACCGGGAAAGAGACCACAAUCUUCUGUCAGCCAGCGUCGGCCUCGGCUCACCGCCAGAUAAUAAAACUAAAACAAAAAUAAAUAAAAACAUAGUAGAACCUUCUAAUAAUGUAGUUUGGAUUCCUCAACCUUUAGAACCACACUUUUAAGAGAUGCAAAGAGUUGUGCUCCAAAACUUUAAACAUCCUUCAAGUGGAAAUCCCACUACCUGGAAUCAUUGAUUUAUUAUUCUGAAGUCUGUACGAUCUGUAGUCGUCUACGGCUGGGUAUCCUUUCAGUUAUUUCCAAUAUAAUUUUCGAUACAUCACUUUGAGAAAUAUAGUUUUUCUACAAAAGUCACAAAAACAGUACAAGAACUUUGGCUAAAUAAAAGUAAAAUACAGUUUAAAAUUGGCAAAACUUAUUAAAAACUAAUUUAAAUCAGGAACUUUCUUAUCAAAUAAUAACUAAAUAAGAUCAUGAAUGUGACAGGACAUUCAAAGACAACUUUUGACAGUUUAGUUUGCAGACAUAUUUUGGUUGGCACCAAAAACAUACAGAGGUUUGAUACCCAGCUGGAGUAACGACGGACUCACUGACAGAUCAAAUAACCUGGUUUCCAUUUAAAAUGAAUCAUUUGUUUUUAUUUUCCCACUGUGGAUAUUUCAGUUUUGGAACAGAAAUCUUUGUGCGUUGAACGCAGCACGAGACGAGUUGUUGCAAACUAGACACACUGAAGUGUUGAAAAGUGACACGAGUGUUAAUGGCAACUCGUCUUUUGUCAUCUCUUUAGGAGUGUAGAAGUAAAGGUAGAAGUUUAGUUUAUUAAAGUAGAAGAGUAGAAUACGCAGAAGGUUUUGUGUCUAAAGUUGCUGCUUGUAUGAAGAGUUCAGCGUGACCUCCACCCUUUAACCCGGUGGUCCGCCAGUUGUCUUGAAUUUCUAUUGACGUGAAGGCGAUUGACGCCAGCACCCUUUAUUGUCCAGUCUUUAUGCAACAGCGCCCUCCGUAGGGACCGAACCAAAUCACAGCCAAAACUCCCCGAAGCUGAGUCAGUUCAUUCUUGUAGAGAGAGGAGAGAGUCGAAAGGCCAAAAAGAUAGAUUUUAUAAUCUGACACGGUGAAUCCUUCAAUCUUUUGUCUUUUCUUUUCUUCUCAAAUGAAUCACAGGUGUCUGAGGCUCGAUGUACGGCACCAGUUUGUGUCUCUGUAACUCUUUCUAAACAGAAAUGAACCCCUAUAAAAUUGGAUUAGUUUUGUCCCUGUUAAAAGAGACAUGGGAAUAUUGUUCCUAUCAAAUUUUUUCUUCUGUUUUCUGAAUCGUUGCCUUAAACCUUUUUGACAAAAAAAAAAGACAAAAGUUGACAAAUAAUCAAAAGUCAGUUCUGUGUGAUUCACUUACCCUCUGUCUUGUUUACUGUCUCUCUUCCUCCUUUGUUCCGGUGCUGCACUGCCAUUUUUCUUAUGUAUUGAAAAAAAAAUCAUGAUAUAAAGAAAUUAAUCUCUUGACCCAAAGCAGCUAAAGGAGUAAUGAGUGGAUCAAUCAAUGUAAGAAUCACCUUUGACCUCAGAAUGAGAUUAUGAGCCCGGUCCCAAUAUAAGUUCAGAUAGCUUACUGACCUUCCUUCCCCUUCCCUUUCCUUCCCUUCCCUUCCCUUCUCUUUCCCUUCCUGUUUCCCUCCACCAAUGUUACACUUGUGUUUGGACCGGGCUGUUUCCUUUUUAAACUGGUUCGGUUCCCUGCACUGGAGGGUUCGCAGCGGGUAUGAGAAGCCUGGACAGGCUCUGAUCAGAGCAUCACAGUGACAAGUGAUGAUAAUUUAAAGUAGGGUACCUUUAAUUCAUGAGAAAUAAAACAGUGUAGGAUCAAUCUCUCGCUUCAGGGAAACCUGCGCUGGCUGACCAUACAAAAAAAAAAAAGACGGGAGGAGAGGAAGGGGGAAACUCUUUGAGAGGCUCAAUGGAAACACCAAUCACACAUUUACUCA
Messenger RNA from Dicentrarchus labrax (European seabass), 5591 nucleotides. RefSeq names its product prostate transmembrane protein, androgen induced 1 (gene pmepa1). NCBI's taxonomy places the organism in Eukaryota, Metazoa, Chordata, Actinopteri, Moronidae. The record is from RefSeq and is a predicted model, not a curated record. Gene Ontology annotation, cellular component: Golgi membrane; early endosome membrane. The transcript has 5 exons. Gene Ontology annotation, biological process: negative regulation of transforming growth factor beta receptor signaling pathway. Gene Ontology annotation, molecular function: R-SMAD binding. Bases 494 to 1477 code for a protein of 327 amino acids.